Molecule: messenger RNA, 867 nt
Organism: Symbiodinium natans
Lineage: Eukaryota; Dinophyceae; Suessiales; Symbiodiniaceae
Source: the annotation of a GenBank genome assembly
AUGGUCAUGGGCAUGGCAUCAGCAGAAGCUGUUUGCGGCCCUAUGAUUGAUCUUGCCCUUUGCCUGACUUGUUUCGCCAUUGCUGCACGCGUGCUGCUGGGAAGUGCGGGGGACUGUGGCGGGAGCAGCCGAACCAGCACUCGACGCCAGCUACUCUUGUACUUGUACUUGCUCUCCCUUGGCCUGAUGCUCGCAGGUGUGGGCCGUGCUGCCACGGCUUUGGCCCCCACCAUGGAGCCCGCUGCGCCCGCGACCAGCGCUCAGCUUCUCCCACCCGUGAUGGCGUUGGCUACCUCGUUGUUGUGUGUCACUUCCGCAUGCCUUCUGGCACUGACAGCUCCACGGUUGGUGCGCCAGUGGGACGGGGAGCCGUCGGCCCCCAGCUUGGGUGAUCUCGAGAAAGCCAGUCCCCGCGCGCGGGAGCCGCAGACCGGGAGGAGCUGGAGUUCGGGGACAUCGCAGUCCGAAGGCAAGCCGAGCCGGCGCCCUCCAUCGGCUAGACUCAUGGAUGACAAGCUCCGAUUCGCGGCAGAGGCUUUGCAGCUCAACUCGAAGCAGGCUAUGCUCCUGGUUGCGGCACUUUGUGAGCUGUCGACAAACCGUGCUCACUGGUCCCGCAAGCCCGAGGAGACUUGGGGAAAGUUCCUUCAAGCACUCCACGAGAUCGUCACGGUCUCGAAGGCUCGCCCGAUGCUGCCUGCUGAAGCCUGGUAUGAAGUCGCCCGAUGGUACAGCACGCUGUCCGACGCGCGGCUGACCCGACUGCUGCGAGCGGCGCUUGUCUUCCACAGCAGCCCGAGGCCCGAACAGGCGUUGAAGCUGGCCAACCUCCUACCCAGAUCCCCGAUCUUCCAAAACCUCCAAUAG